UACUUCCUGGUUUAUUUCUCGUUAGACUUGUGUGCUUUAACGUCAGUUAACGGUGCAACAUCUGCGUAUCAACAGUAUUAGCGUAUAGAUCAAGCUGCUGACUUUCUUUAAAGGUGAAGUUUAGCGCACGUUGGGCGUAACCUGACUUCAGCCAAUCAAGAAAAUUUUUCCAGUGCUGAUCUCAGGAUGCAAACAAUUUAAGACGACAAUAUUCUCUUUCCAAAGGACAGCUAUACAACUGAUACAAGUAUACCAGCUUACUUAAAAUUUUAAUGUUGCAUCAGAUGGCUGUUGCAAUAUAAGUUUUUUUACUCUUCAAAAGCGGUUUUGUACGUCACAUAUGUCGCAAAGACUAACAUUCGUGCGCCUUGCAUAAACACGUAAUUAAUUCAUUGCUCUUUAGCGCUUUAUAUAAUAUGUGGCGGAAAGAGAAUAUUGUCCUAAACUGUAUAUUAAUUCGCUGACGGGCCGUUAAGGCAUAUUUCACCGCCUGAUGGGCGUAGACCUGCGUGCUUUUGGAUUCGGCCAAUCCGACGAGCAGCUUUUGGCGGCCAACUGCGCCGGGAUCUUUAUACCAGCGCGAUAGAAGACCCUCGACCAGCGGCUUAGCGGUCACGAUACGGGGAUUGGCAGGGGCCGUAAAGUGCGCAGUCAGCGCCCAGCCGGCAUCAACAUCCGCUCCUGCUCCACAAACAUUCUGACUGACUUAUGGCUUCCGGAAGGGCCAGGACACAAUUUAACCGUAUGAGUAGCGCGGGCGCCCGCGAUUGUCAGGAAUUACAAUACACCCGGCACACGCGCAUCCACGUAACCGCAGCUAUAUAAUCGCUUGUUAUGGGCCAUUUGUGUGAUAUUCCCCUAAAUGCCGGCUCACCGUCACAACACCCUUGCUGAUUGUUUAUUAUAUACAUAACACGGGAUGGGAGAUUCGCGGAACUGUGCAGCGUCCACGCGUUUUAUUGUUCCAGCGGAAUAAACCUGCUUAAAAAGGGUUAAACGGGUGAUGUAGUUGGAAAUGAGUUGCGAUUUCCUCUGACGGUUUAAAUAUUAUUGGUAAAAGUUUAUACUGAGCCUUGGUAGGGGUGUUGAAUGCUCUCACCUUUUAGCUCUGUAUGUUUGGAGCCAUGCAUGUGCGAUAUGCGGACAUAUUUUUACCAUCGUUAGCUGUUUUCUCGUUAUCAUGGAUGUCACAACGUAUCAACGCGAUUCCGCCCAAUAUGGUGCCACCGAUGCGUACAUCACCGGGUCUGUUUAAAUGUCGGGGUCAAAACGGAUAUAUGUGCCGCUUGGGCGUCUCGCAGUCAUCCGGUUCCAGCUGGCGGUUUCCUUAUCAAAAUCUUCAACUGGGUCUCUCUGUUAAGCCGGCAAUGGCGAAAAAGAGUUUACUGACCAAGAUUCCCGCCUGGGUCAAAUGGUCGAUGGAGACAUCGAAACAAUUGGAUCACGAGAAAAUGGCCCGCGCCAACUACAACCAGUUCAACGCCGCCAAUUACGUUCCCAACUACGACGGCGAAACCGCCGUGGCCGAGAGUCUGAAUGGCGAUAACACGGAGCCGUCCAGCGGCAGUCCCAAACUUCAGAUCCCUUCACCCCGUUCGAUGGACGCUUUCAUGGAGGGUGCGGGGGCGCUGAUGGAUCGCGAGAGCACGAAGAAGAGCUCUAACGUGGUGUGCUUCUUUAAUCCGGUGUCGUGCUUUGGUCGGCGCCAGCUGCGCUCCCGCAUACGGCCGCGUUACCUUCGCUUACCGCCGCUCGUUCAACCGACUUGACCUAUAUUGAUAGAAAUUAGCCUGGAUUUUAACAGCUGCUGCGCUGCUGCUUUAUUGCAUCACGUUAUCGUGAUUCUUAUACGCGUUAAUUUUUAAUAUAACCGCGCUCAUGCAGAUUCAAACCAGUGAUGUUGUGUAAAAGGUAUUUGCUGUACAUACACAAUCCUGUACGGAUAGUAAUAUGGAUGUAUAGAAUUUUGAUGUCGUUUCCGAUAGGACUCUUAUCAGCAAGGAUUCGGAAAUAUUCUUUUGUUCCCAGUCAGCUAGACCGGGGCAUCGCGUACCGCGUACCGUUAUGUUUAGCCGAACCCUUCAGUUUGUCCGGUGUGCAAUUUUAAUUCUUAAUUUUUUUGUUUUCUGGUACCCGUUAAUAAUGCUACUCUGAAAGGUAGUAGCUGAAAUAUAAGUACAAAAUACACUAAUCCCUGUGGUCUAGCCCAAGUGCACUAAUCCCUGUUCUAGAUCUUCAGAAUUCCUGGUUAAGGGCAAGACUUUCUUUAAUUUAUGACAAAAACCUGAAACAUCGAAAAAUAACAU
This is a messenger RNA of Paramacrobiotus metropolitanus, 2306 nucleotides long. RefSeq lists its product as uncharacterized. The transcript has 3 exons. Bases 1113 to 1769 code for a protein of 218 amino acids. NCBI's taxonomy places the organism in Eukaryota, Metazoa, Tardigrada, Eutardigrada, Parachela, Macrobiotidae. The record is from RefSeq and is a predicted model, not a curated record.